This is a messenger RNA of Drosophila navojoa, 682 nucleotides long. RefSeq lists its product as uncharacterized. Lineage: Eukaryota; Metazoa; Arthropoda; Insecta; Diptera; Drosophilidae. The record is from RefSeq and is a predicted model, not a curated record.
UAAUUAUUUUAGUUUUUUCAAUAAAUCAUUUGGUUCUCCAAGAUCGACCAUUCGGAACUAAUUUAUAUAUCAUUUUUAGCAUCGAUCGACUCUAGUACUGUAGCCCCUAUAUCAUUAGUGAAGAAGCUAUGAAGCCAGUAACUGUGUCUCUGUCAAUUGCGGUAGUCCUUCUGAUGCUCGCAUCGGUAAACAGUCGAAGGUCCAGAUUCACGAAUCUCAAGUGCAGCAGUUUUGAUCCCGAAUUUGCAAAGUUUGAGAGGUGCAAACUAAAAGUCAUUGGCAGAGGAGUUGUCUCCGCCAAUGUAUUUAUAUUAAUGCUGAAGCUGCCGAUUGAUAAUAUAUUCAUCAACUGGAGCGGUUGGCGACGUUAUAAUACCUUCCAGCCAUUUCUAUUCAAUUCCACUUGCGAUUUCUGUCAUCUUUUAGCAGCUCGGAAUAAACUGUCAUUCGAGUACCUGGUGCUGGGAGCUAUUCAAUCGAGAUCCAAUGUUAAUCAUACUUGCCCCUACAAUCACAAUAUCAUUGUGGAUAACUUGGUGUUCGAAGAUGGGUUCCUGAAGACGCUGCCGCUGCCCCAAGGCGAGUACAAGCUUCAGUUGCGCUUUGGCACCAACAAAGUGUGGAAACUAAUGGUGGAGAUAACCUUUCAGCGGGAUGAAUAAUGCCCGAUGAUCGUAAUAAA